Molecule: messenger RNA, 3229 nt
Organism: Anopheles funestus (African malaria mosquito)
Lineage: Eukaryota; Metazoa; Arthropoda; Insecta; Diptera; Culicidae
Gene: Hrd3
Product: protein sel-1 homolog 1
Exons: 4
Coding region: 603-3092 (829 amino acids)
Biological process (GO): ERAD pathway
Cellular component (GO): endoplasmic reticulum membrane
Molecular function (GO): protein binding
Source: RefSeq, a predicted model, not a curated record
ACAAGUAUUGCCAGCCUGGACAACUUGGUUCAGCCAUAUUUUCAAGAAUAAGAAAAGUAAAACAAACCCCACCCCCUCCGAACUUUUGUAACUCUUUUUGGCGAUUUCACCAACAAAUUACCAUUGCAGUAAUUUAUGAAAAAAGAAUAGCUUUUUAAUCCCAUUAAUCCGAACCGUGCAGCACGGCAACGUGAUGGCUCCUGGUGGUCGUAACGCGAUCGAUAAUCUCUAGUGAAGUUCUAUUGUUUGCCUAGCAGGCGGUGCAAUGUUGUCAUCAAACACACGCAUAUCGAAAGAACAACAGUCAUGUAAAAUAGAGACACGUCAUUUUUCGAACCAAUGACAGGUGCUAAAAAUGUCGAGAAACUUUUUAUUGAACGCAAUCGGUAGAAAGCACCCAAUCGGCCAGUAGGGGCAAAGAUAAGGGGUAAGAGAAAACAAUACACGCAGUGUUCCAGCUGACGCUCCGUGCAUCAAUCAACCAGACAUCACAAUACACGCUAGCACAUAAAACCAAAAUCCGACGAGUCCGUAUCGGUUCCUAAGCUCGUAGGUUAAGUAACGUUGUGUGCCAGGUAGGAACCAGUGAGCGAUUUGAAGGCAUGAUGUGGCUGGGUGGCAGAUGUUUCGCCCUCGCGGCACUGCUGCUCAUCACGCACGGUGUACCGUGGUGUGUGGAUACGACGAACGUUGAUAAGGUAAAGUUACAGGCCCAGUCACCGCAGGACGACGGCGAGGGCGAAAGCAAGGCACCGCCCGGUAACGAACGGGUUGUGGAGAAUGUAGCUACCAACCAGCGCAAGUCGGCCGAGGGGUUAAUCAAGCUAGAUGAUGAGCAGAAGGGACCGGGCAACACCGACCAGGAACUACAUACCUGGGAAAAGAUGGACCUCGACAAGAUCAAGCUGGUGCAGAUAACGGAUUUCAGCAAGGAAAAGGACAGCAAGAAGAUCCCGAGCGUGCUGUAUGACAUUCUGGAGGUACAAAAGGUCAUGAUACAGAACAUCGUGAACGAGAUUGAGGAGAUCGAGCAGCAGCAACAGGGCCGGCAAAGUUCGGAUUUAAUCCCACCGAGCGAAGAAGCUACCGAGGCACAGAUGAUCUACGAACGAGCGUUGGGCGUACUGAAUAAGACGAGAGUUGACCGGCUGCUCGGUCACAAGCUCAUGGUGGAAGCCGCCGGUAAAAGGCACCCGCUGGCCAGAAGCCACGUCGCCUGGGCCCACCUGCUCGGCAGUCCGGUUUCGCUAGAUAUUGAGGCGGCAAAGCAAACAUUUCUGGAACUUGCCGAGGAAGGAUUACCGGAUGCACAGAUGGGUCUUGGGUUUAUGCACGCCGCUGGGAUUGGAUUUAACGUUAGCCAAGGUAAGGCAUUGCUCUAUUACACGCUAGCGGCGGCCGGCGAAAAUCCCUGGGCCCAGAUGGCCCUCGGCUACCGAUACUGGGCGGGUGUCGGUGUGCCAAACAGCUGCGAAACGGCCCUCGACUACUACCGAAAGGUCGCCACAAAGGUAGCGUCGCAGGUCACCUUCUCCGGCGGUGCAGCCGUGCAUCGGAUCCGACUGCUGGACGAGGUGGACAAUUCUGGACCAAGCUCGGGUAUAUUGGAUAACGAUUUGAUCGACUACUACCAGCUGCUGGCGGAUAAGGGUGAUGUCCAGGCACAGGUAGGGCUAGGUCAGCUGCACUACCAAGGUGGUCGGGGCAUACCACUCGACCAUCAGCGGGCGCUGCAAUACUUUAGCCAGGCCGCAAAUGCUGGCAACGCGGUAGCGAUGGCAUUCCUCGGUAAGAUCUACUUGGAGGGCAGCGAUAACAUCAAGGCGGACAACGAGACGGCGUUCAAGUAUUUCAAGAAAGCAGCCGAUCUGGGCAACCCGGUCGGUCAGAGUGGGCUCGGCAUCAUGUAUCUGCACGGCAAGGGCGUGCGCAAGGAUACGCUAAAGGCGCUCAAGUACUUCGCUAAGGCGGCCGAUCAGGGUUGGGUCGAUGGACAGCUGCAGCUGGGAAACAUGUACUACAGCGGGAUUGGUGUGCAGCGGGAUUUUAAGCUUGCAAUUAAAUACUUCAGCCUAGCGUCUCAAUCCGGUCACGUGCUGGCGUUCUACAAUCUGGGCCAGAUGCAUGCAAUUGGGCUCGGUAUGAUACGGUCGUGUCCGACUGCUGUCGAACUGUUCAAGAAUGUCGCCGAACGGGGCAAAUGGGCAGACCGGUUGAUGUCCGGUUACCAGGACUAUCGGUCUUACAGGUUUGAGGAAUCGUUCAUGCAGUACGCACUGCUAUCGGAGAUGGGCUAUGAGGUGGCUCAAAGCAAUGCCGGCUUUCUGCUCGACCGGGAAGAGGUGAACCUGUUUAAGGACCGUGGCGAAGAGCUGGUGCGUGCGCUCCAAUACUGGGGCCGGGCGGCUGCCCAGGGCUAUUCGGCGGCACAGGUGAAACUUGGCGACUAUCACUACUACGGGAUGGGCACACUGAUCGAUUAUGAGAUGGCUGCAUCUCACUACCGCAUGGCUUCCGAGCAGCAGAACAAUGCACAGGCAAUGUUCAACCUGGGAUACAUGCACGAGCAGGGAUUGGGUAUGAAGAAGGACAUCCAUCUUGCCAAACGUUGCUACGAUCUGGCCGCGGAUUCCAGCGUCGAUGCGAAGGUUCCCGUCACACUAGCACUCAUCAAGCUACAGCUUCUCUUCAAGCUAGAAUCGCUCAAAGAGACUCCGUUAAAAAUUAUUUUCAAUCUGGAUGAAAAUAUUGCCUCCAACUGGGAUUUGUAUCUGAUCACGGUCAUAACGAUACUAUGUGGCGCAGGACUCUACUUUAGGCGACCCGUACCGACACAGACGCCAACACCACACGCAACGGGCAAUGAAGUGCCGCUAAGAGGAGAUGUUACUGCUAAUGCUGUACCGGUUUCCUCUACUACGGAUGCUACUUCUACUACUGCUACCAAUACGGCAAGCACCAGUACUACCGCUACCACUGCAACCGCUAGUGACAGCGGAAACCGUACGAACGUUGCAGAAGCAGCCGAAACACGUACUAAUCGCAAUAAUGAUCCUCAUGCAGAUACCACGUUAAAUGAAAACGUCGAAUAGAGAGGGAUUGUAAAGCAAACAUUAGCGUACUGUUUUGGGUACGGGAAAAUGCAAACUAUUGUAAAUAAUUGUGAUAUUACCAUUUGUUUCAAAAUAGUUAUCACACACGUGUAAAAUUACGUAUCACGCUUCCGUAA